Polychytrium aggregatum is the source of this 2085-nucleotide messenger RNA. RefSeq lists its product as uncharacterized. NCBI's taxonomy places the organism in Eukaryota, Fungi, Chytridiomycota, Chytridiomycetes, Polychytriales. The record is from RefSeq and is a predicted model, not a curated record. The transcript is spliced from 10 exons. The coding region runs from base 1 to 1818 and encodes 605 amino acids. Gene Ontology annotation, molecular function: alpha-tubulin binding. Gene Ontology annotation, biological process: mitotic spindle organization; mitotic cytokinesis; cilium-dependent cell motility. Gene Ontology annotation, cellular component: axoneme; mitotic spindle.
AUGUCCUAUCACGAAGUCAUACCCUUUCUUCCGGGAAAUACUUUCCGAGACGUGACGAAAUACGAUUACCGCAAGCCCCAUUCGCUCGACUAUGUCAAUGGAUAUGCAGUCCAAAGGGCUCCGCUCUUGGGCAUCGGCCUGACUCCUCUGGAAGAACGGCAGCUCCCAUCGCCAGAGGAGCUGAUGAGCACGAUGGGCACCGACCCCAAGAUCACCUACGGCUCGAAGCAGUACCACACCAAGAAGCUCGAGCCCCGCUUCGUGCCCGCCCACGUUGCUUUCGACAAAGUGGUCCUCCGUUUCGACGGAUACUUCAAACAGACUGUGCACGAGUCCGUCGAGCAGUUCCAUCUCCGCAAAGUGCGCAUCCACUACUUUGUCGAGGACGACUCCAUCUCUGUGGUGGAGCCUCCGGUCGAGAACUCGGGCAUCCCCCAAGGCGUGCUCAUCAAACGACAGCGCCUGCCCAAGAGCUCGACGGAGUACUACACCAUUCGCGAUUUCAAUCUGGGCAUCAACCUGACCUUCUAUGGCAAGACCUUUCGCAUCACGAACUGCGAUCAGUUCACCGAGAGAUACAUGCGUGAGACGGAGCAUAUCGAGCUCAACCCACCCGACAAGAUGCCCGAGGACCCGCACCAGUUCACUCGCAACCGGCCAAGGGGCAUGUCCCGUCACAAGGUCGAAAAGAUCGACAAGCUGCAAAGGUUCCUGGAAUACGACCGCAUGGUCCUGCGGUUCUUUUGUGUCUGGGACGACCGCGAGUCCAUGUUUGGCGAGCUAAGAGAGUUUGUGCUUCACUACUACCUUGUCGACGACUGUGUCGAAGUUCGAGAGGUCCGCAAGCCCAACAACGGCAGAGACCCCUUCCCCAUCCUGCUGAGGCGUCAGCAGCUGCCCAAAUCUUUCGACGAGCUAUCAAAUGCAACUGACUGCGCAAAGUAUACGUGGAAAGACUUUCGUAUCGGCGGCACCAUCAAUGUUCUGGGCCGCCGAUUCUUAAUACGCGACUGCGACGACUACACCAAAGAGUAUUAUGCAAAGAACCUCGGCAUCCCCAUGUACGAGAUGCGGGCCAUUCCCUUUGACGACGGCGAGCGCAGGCCCCAGGACGGAGAGAUUCCGCCUUACAACGGCUUUGGAUCGGUCGAGGACUCGCUGGGCUCGUGCAAGUACCUCGUGCUGAAGCCGCCAAAGAAGGACUUUAUCAAAAUGCUCGAGAACGAGCACAAGGUUCUCCGGUUCGUCGCUCGGCUGGACACCCGGAACAAGGAGGACAAGGGCCGGCUGUUUGUCAUAAGCUACCGCCUCGCCGACGACAUGAUGACCAUUUACGAGCCGCCUCAACGAAACGCCGGAAUCAUUGGCGGAAAGUUCAUGGAGCGCACCAGGGUGCUCAAGCCCGGAUCGUCGCUGUCGUCGCCCGAGGGGCCGAGCUACUACGAGGCAUCGGAUCUCUAUGUCGGCGCCGCAAUCGACGUCUUCCACCGCCGAUUCAUCUUGCUCGAUGCGGAUGAGUACGUCUUCAACUACAUGGAGAACUUUCCGCACCAGUUCCCAUUCUCGGACCCAAGGCAUGUCCUCAGCAAGGCCAAGGCAUUCAUCCGCGGCCGCGAAGGCAGCAUCCGCACGGCGCUGGAAGACCGCUGCCAGAAGAUUGACCUCGGGCACUUCAAGGUCGAGCGCAAGGCCCUGGUCGAUACCAUGAAGUGCAUCUGGGAGGGUGCCUUGACACAGCACGAGGCGAUCACGCUGGCUCGCCAGGUCGAGGACGAGAAUCGUCUGGUGGACUACCGCAAGCUCAUCGCUCUGUUCUAACACCGGUGGCUCUGCCUUAACAACUCGCUGCUCUGAUAAACUAGCCGCGGAGCACACUCUCUGUGCUGCAUCCCACCGGGAGAUUGAGACUCUAUCCGUGCUAUGCCUUCUGUUUCACGUCUCCGUUCCUAGGCUCUUGGGUGCAGCACCGUCGCUCGCCAAGGGCCGCACUGUCUCUGUUCCGUUCUUCCUCCUGUCCCGUCUCUGAUGAUAUAUUUGGGCUCGUUAAUACAGCUGCGGAUCGAGCCUUCGGUGCAGUUCCGUCCC